Molecule: messenger RNA, 942 nt
Organism: Closterium sp. Naga37s-1
Lineage: Eukaryota; Viridiplantae; Streptophyta; Zygnematophyceae; Desmidiales; Closteriaceae
Source: the annotation of a GenBank genome assembly
AUGGCGUCCUGGUUCUCAUGGCGUCCUGCUUCUCAUGGCGUCCUGGUUCUCAUGGCGUCGUGGUUCUCAUGGCGUCCUGGUUCUCAUGGCGUCCUGGUUCUCAUGGCGUCCUGCUUCUCAUGGCGUCCUGCUUCUCAUGGCGUCCUGCUUCUCAUGGCGUCCUGCUUCUCAUGGCGUCCUGCUUCUCAUGGCCUCCUGCUUCUCAUGGCCUCCUGCUUCUCAUGGCCUCCUGCUUCUCAUGGCGUCCUGGUUCUCAUGGCAUCCUGGUUCUCAUGGCGUCCUGGUUCUCAUGGCGUCCUGGUUCUCAUGGCCUCCUGGUUCUCAUGGCGUCCUGGUUCUCAUGGCGUCCUGCUUCUCAUGGCGUCCUGGUUCUCAUGGUGUCCUGGUUCUCAUGGCGUCCUGGUUCUCAUGGCAUCGUGCUUCUCAUGGCAUCCUGGUUCUCAUGGCAUCGUGCUUCUCAUGGCAUCCUGGUUCUCAUGGCAUCCUGGUUCUCAUGGCAUCCUGGUUCUCAUGGCGUCCACACUGCGCCACCUGCCUGUGCUCACCAGGGACGUCCAGCCCAUAUACCAAGACUGCGACCAUCCCAGCCGAGCCCUCUGGCAGUCGCUGCGGCGCCGCCAUCUGCUGCACCCCUCCGGCAUCCCUCUCUUCAGCCCCGACUGGACCUACCGCAGCCACCGCCCUCUCUCCCCCGCCGAGGCUCGCUCCUUCCCCUCCGACUGGGUGGUCGUGCUGGCCAAGCGGCCGAAGUCGAGGCCGCGGGCUAUGGCGAAUUUUGAAGAGGUGGAGGAGGAGGUGGUGAGGCGGUUUGGGUGUGAGAGAGUGGUGGUGUUCAACGGAUCGCUGCCGAUUCUGCAAGGUGGGUGUUCGUGCCCUCUUUUCACAAGCACUCCGCUACACGGGGCACGGGGUGGGUCUCACCAGCAUGAUUAUCAUCCAUAA